Molecule: messenger RNA, 996 nt
Organism: Suillus subalutaceus
Lineage: Eukaryota; Fungi; Basidiomycota; Agaricomycetes; Boletales; Suillaceae
Exons: 3
Coding region: 1-996 (331 amino acids)
Source: RefSeq, a predicted model, not a curated record
AUGGAAAAUGGUUUGGCACUGUCCAAGGUUCUUCCGGCUAUUUCUAUGUUACUGUUCCUGGCUGGGAAUGAAGAGGGCAUGGUCCUUGAGAUGCUUGACCUCGAAGAUGCUCUUCAGGUCGUGGAUAUCAUCCUGACCAUAGUGUGGCAAUUUACUAUCUGGGCCUUCCCGCCCACCCCAUACACAUCAUCGGGGCUCUCCCGCCUGCCAUUCAAAUUAGCAACUGGGCUCUCCCACCGACCAUAUACGCAUCCUCUGGGCCUCUCCCGCCUACCAAUUCAAAUCAGCAACCGGGCCUUCCGCGCCAACCCUACCAACACCAUUUGGGCUCUCCCGCCGACCAUAUACGCAAUCCUCUGGCUCUCCCGCCUACCAUUCAUCAGCAACCGGGCCUUCCCGCCAACCCUACCAACAUCAUUUGGGCUCUCCCGCCGACCAUAUACGCAUCUUCUGGGCUCCUCCCCCGCCUACCGUUCGAUCAGCAACUGGGGCCUUCCCGCCUACCCCUACCAACACCAUUUGGGCUCCCUCCCGCCGACCAUAUACGCAUCCUCUGGGCUCUCCCACCUACUGUUCAAUCAGCAACCGGGCCUUCCCCGCCAACCCUACCAACACCAUUUGGGCUCUCCCGCCGACCAUAUACGCAUCUUCUGGGCUCUCCCGCCUACACGUUCAAUCAGCAACCGGGGCCUUCCAGCCUACCCGACCAACACCAUUUGGGCUCUCCCACCGACCAUAUACGCAUACUCUGGGCUCUCCCAUCUACCGUUCAAUCAGCAACCGGGCCUUCCUGCCAACCCUACCAACACCAUUUGGGCUCUCCCACCGACUGUAUACACAUCAUUUGGGCUCUCCUGCCUACCCCUCUACUACUAUCUGGGCCUUCCCACCGACCCUAAUUAUACCAGUUGGGCUCUCCCCGCUGACCAUAAUGACACUAUUUGGACUCUUCCAUCUACCUCUCAACUACUAUCCAGGUGUUCCCACUCACCCUAA